AUGACGGCUGAGAUUAACUUCAAGGGAUAUGAUCCUUUUGCCGACACCGGGGAGGGAGUUGGUGGUACUCCUGGCAUGCAGGGCUCUCUAAUCCACAUUAGAAUUCAGCAGAGAAAUGGACGCAAGACACUGACCACAGUGCAGGGAGUGGAUCCUAAAUACGAUUUCAAGAAAAUUGUAAAGGCGGCCAAGAAGGAGUUUGCAUGUAAUGGCACAGUAGUAGAGCAUCCCGAGUAUGGGGAGGUAAUCCAGCUACAAGGAGACCAGCGUGAACACAUCCGUACUUUGCUCAUUAAAGUCGGCAUCGCUACAAAUGAACAGAUAAAGGUACACGGCUUCUAA
Molecule: messenger RNA, 342 nt
Organism: Candidula unifasciata
Lineage: Eukaryota; Metazoa; Mollusca; Gastropoda; Stylommatophora; Geomitridae
Source: the annotation of a GenBank genome assembly